Molecule: messenger RNA, 909 nt
Organism: Microthlaspi erraticum
Lineage: Eukaryota; Viridiplantae; Streptophyta; Magnoliopsida; Brassicales; Brassicaceae
Source: the annotation of a GenBank genome assembly
AUGACUGCUCCGGUGACAAUUCCAUGUGGGCACAACUUCUGCACAGGUUGCUUAGAAGGGAAGUUCGCAGGGGUUGCACAUGUGAGAGUCAGAAGCAGAGGCGGACGCACACUUCGUUCUCAAAAGAACGUCACAAAGUGCCCUUGUUGCCCAACCGACAUCUCUGAGUUUCUUCAGAAUCCAGAGGAACAGUUUAUAACUUAUUUGUGGAUAAACAUCACAACUCAACUUAAACUAUCAGAUGAUUGUCUGUUGAAGUUGCGUAACUCAAAAGGGAAACACGCAAAACUGUUGAGCGACAUGUGCAAGUUCUACAGAGAUUGGCACGUCAAAUCUGAUGGUGUUUAUGGAGUGUACCUCCACGAUCCGGUCAGCUUUGUGGCUGUAGUACGACCUGAUCUAUUCACAUACAAGAAAGGAGUUGUUCGAGUGGAGACUCAACUACUCAAGGCCUCAAGAGGAAUGUUUAUUGCGCAGGCUUUCUUUGAUUUGGAGAACACCAACCAGGAGCUGAAAAGUGACUUGAAAUAUCUUCACUUGGAUAUUUCUGGCAACCGUAAGGCUGUUGUGAUCUACGUUCCAAUUAGAUUGAGGAAAGCUUUCCGCAAGAUUCAUUCUCGUCUUGUCAGAGAGCUUGAGAAGAAGUUCAGUGGCAAAGAUGUUAUGUUUGUCGCCACCAGAAGAAUUGUGCGUCCCCCAAAGAAAGGCUCAACUAUUCAGAGACCACACAACAGAACUCUCACUUCUGUCCAUGAAUCAAUGCUCGAGGAUGUUGCUUACCCUGCUGAAAUUGUCUAUUUGGACGUUAAGGAGAAGAACAACACCGAGUACAAGCUUGAGUCGAUGGUUUGUGUGUACAGGAAACUUACUGGAAGAGAUGUAGUUUUCGAGUACCCAGUCGAAGCUUGA